Messenger RNA from Phragmites australis (common reed), 903 nucleotides. RefSeq names its product photosystem II reaction center proteins PsbY, chloroplastic-like. Bases 176 to 757 code for a protein of 193 amino acids. Gene Ontology annotation, cellular component: photosystem II; membrane; chloroplast thylakoid. Lineage: Eukaryota; Viridiplantae; Streptophyta; Magnoliopsida; Poales; Poaceae. The transcript has a single exon. Gene Ontology annotation, biological process: photosynthesis; cell redox homeostasis. The record is from RefSeq and is a predicted model, not a curated record. Gene Ontology annotation, molecular function: manganese ion binding.
CACACUGCCCUCCUCCUACCCCGCGCAGAUAAGCCCCAUCCCUGGUUCUAGAAACACGCAGCCAGCAGAACACCAAGCUCGCCACGCAUCGUCGCGCAACACCUCGCCAGCCGCGAAAAGCCGUCGCCAUCGCUGCUCUCGCAAGAACGCGGCCAGCAGCAAGGAGGCAGCGUCAAUGGCGACCAUAGCCACGAUGGCCAUGCUCAAGCCCGCCAAGAUCCUGGCGCGGUCGGCGCCGUCCACCUGCGGCAGCAACAAGGUGCAGAGCGUCUCGCUGCGCAGCCUGCAGAAGGGCGCGGGCAAGAAGGGCGUCCUGGCGGUGUCGUCUCCGGCGGCCGCGGCCAUGGCGGGAGCCUUCUUCUCGGCGCUGGCGUCGUCGGACGCGGCGCUCGCGGCGCAGCAGAUCGCCGACGUGGCGGCGGACGCCGGCAGCGACAACCGGGGCACGCUGCUGCUCAUCGUGGUGGCGCCGGCCAUCGGGUGGGUGCUCUACAACAUCCUGCAGCCGGCGCUGAACCAGCUGAACCGCAUGCGCAGCCAGGCGCUCAUCGCGGGCCUGGGCCUCGGCGCGGCGGGUUUGGCGUGCGCGCCCGAGGCCUCCGCAGUCCAGGACCUCGCCGCGGUGGCGGCGGCGGCUCCGGCCGACGACAACCGGGGCCUGCUGCUGCUGAUCGUGGUGGCGCCGGCCAUCGGGUGGGUGCUGUUCAACAUCCUGCAGCCGGCGCUCAACCAGCUCAACCGCAUGCGAUCCGACUGAGCGCGCCAUGCGUGCGUGCGUGCGUCAAGAGUGUGCAUGCAUGUAUGCCAGUGUGCGUCCGUGUAGUAAGGAUGGUAGAACUACAAGUGGUCUACGUACCAUGUGUUUCAAUCCUCAUUCUUGAACAGAUGCAGCUCUUUCUCUCC